AGUGUUCAAGAGCAAAUUAAAGGAAUUAAUAGAAGAUAUUGAUAAACGACAUAUUAUGGGAGUUUAUGUUGCUUACGUUUACGUAAUAGAAUUUCAGAAAAGAGGACUUCCGCAUGCGCAUAUGUUGAUUUGGUUAGAAGAAUCAGACAAAAUAUUGGACCCUGCAGCAAUCGACCGUUUAAUUUCAGCAGAAUUUCCCGACCCUAUCGCGCAUGCCAACUUGCACGAAUUGGUCAAAGUACAUAUGCUUCAUGGACCUUGUACCAGUGCUCGAUGCUUAGAUGAAGAAGGACAUUGCAGCAAACAAUUCCCGAAAUCUUUGCGUGAAGAUACCUUAUACAAUCCCUCUGGAUAUCCGUUAUAUAAAAGACGGCCAAUAGAAACACCUAUACAUAUAGGUCGAAGAACGGUAGAUAAUAGUUGGGUUGUACCAUAUAACGCUUAUCUACUUGAAAAAUACGAAGCUCACAUUAACGUGGAGGCUUGCUCUUCAAUGAAAAGCGUAAAAUAUUUACUUAAAUAUAUAUACAAAGGAUUUGAUAGAGUUCAAAUUGUCGUACGAACCGUGGAAGAAGACGGUCAAACAACAACUAUCCAGGAACCUAUGUACAACGAAAUUCAAAUGUUUCUGGACGUUCGCUAUGUUAGCGCGCCUGAGGCGAUGUGGAGGAUUUAUACAUUCGAAAUGCACGAUAUGUCUCAUGCUAUUAUUAAACUCUUUGUACAUCUUCCGAAUAUGCAACAAGUCUAUUUUAAUACAAAUAGUACCAUUCCUGACGUCGUAGAAAGGGCCGCAACACAACACACUACGUUAACAGGAUGGUUCGCCUUAAAUACCCAAGAUGAAGAAGCUAGACAAUACACAUACGUACAGAUACCUUAUAACUAUGUGUGGAAAAUAACACAAACAAGAAUCUGGGUAGAACGUCAACGUCAUCAAAAUAUCAUUAUCCUUGGUGAUUUAAAUGUAAAUUUAUUUGCCGAUAAUACCUUACAACAAUGUUUGGAUAUGUAUGGUUUCAAGCAAAUUAUUGAUGCUCCCACUAGAGUAACUAAUAGUACAGCAAGUCUUCUGGACCCUAUUUUUAUUAAUACCCCAAUUACUGUCACUAACUGGUUUACUUUAGAUGCUAAUUUGUUGUCCGAUCAUAAAAUUGUUUGCUGUAUCUUAAACAUAUCCCGUGUGAAACAUGAACAAAAAAUGAUCACCUUCAGAGAUUUCUCACACUUUGAUGAGCAAUCUUUCAUUGAUGACCUGGCUAGAGUAAAUUUUAUUGAAAUGUGUUAUAUGAGGAAUAUUGAUGAUAAAGUUCAAUUUUUCAGUAGCAAGUUAAUUGACAUCUUCAAUCGUCACUCUCCUAUUAGGACGGUACGCGUGAGUAAGCCGAAAGCGCCGUGGUUGUCAUAUCCGUUGAGACAGCUUCUGAAGCAAAAAACGAGAGCAUAUUAUUUAUACAAGAUAGACAGAAGUCCAGCAAGAUUGCAGGUUUUUAGGGAACUUAGAAACCUUGCACUAUCGUGCAUUAGACAUGAAAAAAUGGCGUAUCUUGCUCACUUGGAAAAAGGGCGUGAUCAGAGAAAAUUGUGGUAUGAAUUGAAAAAUAUGAAAGCACAAACAUCUGAUAAGCCAUGUUAUGUGCGGCAAGGACACAUCCGUUCCAGUCUGGUGGUAGGUUUAUUUUAG
Acanthoscelides obtectus is the source of this 1684-nucleotide messenger RNA. The record is from the annotation of a GenBank genome assembly. NCBI's taxonomy places the organism in Eukaryota, Metazoa, Arthropoda, Insecta, Coleoptera, Chrysomelidae.